AUGCAACUCGUCGCCUCUCACCUCCCCCGCUUUGACAUCGGAAAUUUGGUCGUGGCCUUCACCAGCGCCGCCAAGUUCGAGGAGUGCUGUGACAUGCACCCAUCCUGGUCGGGGCUCCUCGAGCGCCUUCUGGACAGUGCUGAGUUUCUAGAGCCUCGGGGCCUAUCGAUGACCGCCUACGCUGCUGCAAAGCUGGUCUUUGGUGAUGACAGGCUACUUGUCCCCCUGGCUACCGCCAGCGUCCGGCAAGCCCCGCGAUUCGGUGCCACGGACGUGGCCAAAGCCUGCUGGGCCUUCGCGAAGCUGCGCUUCGUGGAAGAGCCUUCGGCACGAAGCUUCUGGCAAGCCAUGGCGGAGCCUGCAUCACGAAACAUACCGGGAGCUCGCUUUGUGGACGUGUCCAUGAUUUGCUGGGCUUUUGCUGCGACCGACCAAGUCUCUCCGGCCGUCUUCGAGGCAGCCUCGCUGGAGACACGUUCGAUCGUGCACGAGCUGCCACCACGAAGCCUAGCAGGAGUGGCAUGGGCCUUUGCCCGUGCCCGACAUCACGACCCUGGUCUCUACCAGCUGCUAGCUCGGCGUUCUGGCGAGGUGCUGUCCGAGUUUACUGCCCACGAUGCCGCUUCCUUCUGCUGGGGCUUCGCUACGGCAGAAAUGCCGCACACGCCUCUCUUCGAACAGCUGGCCUUGCACCUCAAUCAGCCCGGUGAGCGCAACGCGAGCGCCCUGAGACGCUUAAGCGCCCCCCUGGCUGCCGAGCUGUGUUGGGCCUUUGCGGCCGCCUCGAUCCAG
This is a messenger RNA of Symbiodinium sp. CCMP2592, 792 nucleotides long. The record is from the annotation of a GenBank genome assembly. Lineage: Eukaryota; Dinophyceae; Suessiales; Symbiodiniaceae.